CAUGUUGGAGGAAACAGGGCCAGAGUGGUUGUCUGAGGAGGUGAAAACCGGAACAACCAUCAUUGCCAUUGAGUUUAAUGGAGGGGUCGUGCUGGGGUCUGAUUCUCGAGUGUCUGCAGGGGCAUCAGUGGUGAACAGGGUGAUGAACAAACUGUCUCCUCUCCAUGACAAGAUCUACUGUGCACUGUCAGGCUCUGCAGCAGACGCUCAGACCAUCGCUGAGAUGGUCAACUACCAGCUAGAUGUUCACAGCACUGAGAUAGGUGAGGACCCCCAGGUUCGCUCAGCUGCCACUCUGGUGAGGAACAUCUCAUACAAGUACAAGGAGGAGCUGUCCGCACAUCUCAUUGUGGCCGGCUGGGACAGAAGAGAUAAAGGACAGGUGUUUGCAACCCUGAAUGGUCUCCUGACAAGACAACCUUUUGCGGUGGGUGGCUCUGGCAGCUCAUAUGUUUAUGGGUUUGUUGAUGCCGAGUUUCGCAGGGGCAUGAGCAAGGAGGAGUGCCAGCAGUUUGUUGUCAACACUCUCUCUUUGGCAAUGAACCGUGAUGGCUCCAGUGGCGGCGUGGCUUAUAUUGUCACCAUUGAUGAGCACAGCACAGAGGAGAAAGUCAUUCUAGGGAAUAAUUUACCUACUUUCUUUGAUCAGUGAUCAAUAUAUCGUUUUUUCAUCUCUAGUCUGCCAAAACACUGUUGUGCAGGAUGCAAUUAGAUAUUUGUUUUGCUCACAGUAGCCAUCACACACACACACUUUUCGGCUCAACUGUCACCAAAGGAAGCUUUUAAAAUAAUAAAUAUUGGACGAAAAGUCUUACUGAACACUUAUUAAUUAUAAUAAAAGGAUAAAUGACUUGCAUUGCUCUAUUGUUCCCAAAGCUAUUUCAAGUGUAAUAUAAGGUAGCCUUUACGUUAGUUUAAAAUAAAAACUGCUAGCACCUUCACAUUAUUAGCUGCUCAGGUUUGUUUACUUUUAUUAAUUUAUCUUCCAAAGAAAAAUUACUGAGAAGUUGUUAAUUUUAGUCUCUGCAUGUCAUUCGAACAAGGUUAUCUCACCAGAAGGAUGAUGAUAAACAGUCACUUGCUGAGACUCUCUAUUCGGUCAGUGAGGCUGCCACAUGAUAAAACUGUCAAUUUAUGUUUUAAUGUUCCUGAGUGGCAGAGAAAAUAAACCUACAGAACCUCUGACAUUCCUUUAUCCUCUCUAUAAAGAGUCCAACAGAAACACUCCCACACAUACUAACAUUAGCAGCAGCAGUUGUCUCUCAGGCAUUCAAUCUGACAAACAAAUUACUAAAAACUGAAAGUCAGAUUUGUGGCACCACCACAGGAUUAUGUCACCUUUUUUCACUAAGAUGCCUGAUGGAUGGUUGGUCAUCUGCCUACAUAAUUCAGACUGGACAUAACAACAAGUAUGCUUAAAUUAACCUACAUGUUUAUCAUAGUGCUGCAUAAACUCACAUGAUGUAAUGUAAAUUAUGUGAAAUUCAAAUAAAAGCCCCUUGUUGAAAA
Molecule: messenger RNA, 1509 nt
Organism: Morone saxatilis (striped sea-bass)
Lineage: Eukaryota; Metazoa; Chordata; Actinopteri; Moronidae
Gene: psmb9a
Product: proteasome 20S subunit beta 9a
Cellular component (GO): proteasome core complex
Molecular function (GO): threonine-type endopeptidase activity
Source: RefSeq, a predicted model, not a curated record